Molecule: messenger RNA, 876 nt
Organism: Peniophora sp. CBMAI 1063
Lineage: Eukaryota; Fungi; Basidiomycota; Agaricomycetes; Russulales; Peniophoraceae
Source: the annotation of a GenBank genome assembly
AUGGACUCAGACGAUCUUCAACCCGUUCAAGGCCCGACCGCGGGGAGCAUACAAGACCUGUUGAAUAGCCUUCGAACGUCCGCUGCUUGGGCGCAGGUUGUGGGCGUAGCGUCUGCCGCCGACGCUCGCGAUGCGAACAACCUCGUUCACACACCUGGCCAUGAAAGUCAUGAGAUAGGGCAUCCGGUUUCAUCCACACAUACGGCAACGCCUGUAAUACUUGAUAGUGCGACGUCAGUUGGAUCACCCUCGCCUUCAGUCGCAUCUCUGCUGUCUCAGCUGCAAGCGUCUUCUGCGAACAUAUCUGUGUCGACUGGUCCUCCAGCGCCUGCUCUUCAGCGACAACUGAGCGAUGGUCACAUACCGACCACGCAGGAGUAUGGCUCUAUGCCAGACAACCUAUCGUCGCAGGGGGCGACCCCAAACCAAGCUCAACAGAAAGACUUUCGAACGAUGUCCUUUCAGAAGUCUCUAACACACGUUGCUGCGUUAGCCGAGGACGAAGACUUCGUCCAGGCCAUGAAAUCGAUGAAAGAAGAACAGGAUGCUCUAGAGCGUAAGCUCUGGGAGGAAAGAACCGAGAUCCUCGACCGACACGAACAGAAGGUCAAGGCGGCGAAGUCCAAGGCCCAGAUCAUCGGAUCUGGUCUGUCGAAACUGGAUGCAGACCUGUUGUCCGACGCCAUUCGUCGAGAGAUCCAGGCAUUCGAAGUAGAGCGAGCGCUACCAGCAUGGGACGGACUAGUAGCGAAGCACCAGGCCGCGAUGGAGGUCCUUACCGUCCCGGCCAUGUUCGUCGCAUCCAACCCUGCCGAUCUUCAGAAACAGAAGAAGGUUAUGCAAUUGGUCGAGGGGACGAUCUACGGCGACGAGUAA